Messenger RNA from Penicillium alfredii, 1062 nucleotides. Its product is annotated as ribosylnicotinamide kinase. Bases 1 to 1062 code for a protein of 353 amino acids. Gene Ontology annotation, cellular component: cytoplasm. The record is from RefSeq and is a predicted model, not a curated record. Lineage: Eukaryota; Fungi; Ascomycota; Eurotiomycetes; Eurotiales; Aspergillaceae. The transcript is spliced from 2 exons.
AUGUCCCAGCCAGGGGCCGUCAUAGUCGGCAUUUCCGGCCCCUCAUCCAGCGGCAAAACAACCCUCGCCCGGCUGCUGCAGCGCGUAUUCUGCGGCGUCAGCCUCGGAGAGAAAAAAAGCGACGCGAAUGCACGAAAUCUGAACACAUUUAUUAUCCACGAAGAUGACUUUUACUAUCCAGAUGAUAAAAUCCCCUACACAACAACCCCCUCCGGCUCAACCAUCCAAGACUGGGACACUGCUGCCGCCAUCGAUACAGCCUUCCUCGCUCAGGCGCUGCAGUACGUCCGCGAGCAUGGGACUCUGCCGCCGCGCCUGCGCAGCAAAGAAGAUCUAAACGAGGACUCGGGGUCGGGGGUUGCGGAUACUGUGGUCGCAGAAUUGCGGGAGGGUGUUGCCAGGAAGUUUGCAGCGACAUCAGUGGAAGGCAAUAAAAAGCCUACGACAAUGGCUUUCCUAGAGGGAUUCCUCCUCUACAGUCCUUCAACGGAGAAUCACAACCAUAACCAUAACAACAACCAAAAUAAUGCCCUCCGCCCCGUCCACGAUAUCAUCCACCUCCGCCUCUUCCUCCCAGCCUCUUACUCCACCGUGAAAUCGCGCCGCGAGGGAAGAAGCGGGUAUGUCACAAUCGGGCCUGCGCCGGCACCACCAUCAACGAACACAACCACAACAACUACUACUACUUCUACAGAUGGUACAACAGAUACCAAAAUCGACCUCCACCAAGAAGACGAUCGCCCACCCCAAAACUUUUGGACCGAUCCACCCGGCUACGUCGACGAUAUCGUGUGGCCGCGGUAUGUGCGGGAUCAUGCGUGGUUGCUGCUACCAGACUCUGAUACGAAUUCCAAUAUCAACUCGAAUCCUAAUUCAGACCCCAAUCAACCUUUACAUCUAAUGGAUCUCGAUGAUGCAGAGCUGUUGAGGUGGGUAGGCGACGGAACGCGAUUACGGACGGAUGCCGGGGUCGAGGUUGCGCCGGGAUGGGGGAGGUGGACGAUGGAGGAGGUGUUGCGGUGGGCGGUUGAGAGGGUUGUUGGGUAUUAUUUGGCUCAGUAG